AUGAAGCUCUUGUCUACUUGGGCUGUAGCCUGUCUGGCGGCUCAGGCUGCUGGUGCUGCUAUUAGCCAUUCGCUUAAUGGCUUUAGUAUUACUGAGCAUCCGGAUCCUGUUAAGCGGGCUUUGCUCCAAAAAUACGUCACCUGGGAUUCUAAGUCUUUAUUUGUCAAUGGCGAGAGAAUCAUGCUGUUUAGUGGUGAAUUUCACCCUUACCGUCUGCCUGUUGCGUCUUUAUACAUUGAUGUCUUCCAAAAGGUCAAGGCUCUCGGAUUCAAUUGUGUUUCUUUCUACGUCGAUUGGGCCUUACUAGAAGGCAAGCCGGGUCACUACAGCGCCGAGGGAAUCUUUGACCUCGAGCCAUUCUUCGAUGCUGCCAAGGAAGCCGGAAUCUAUCUUCUCGCCCGCCCUGGUCCCUAUAUUAACGCCGAAUCAUCGGGUGGUGGUUUCCCAGGUUGGUUGCAGCGUGUGAAUGGAACCCUGCGUACUAGCGACGAGGCAUAUCUCAAGGCUACAGACAACUACAUGGCAAAUGUUGGUGCCACAAUCGCUAAGGCUCAAAUCACGAAUGGAGGACCUAUCAUUCUUUUCCAGCCUGAGAACGAAUACAGUGGUGCCUGCUGUGGCGUUGACAACUUCCCCGACGGUGCUUAUAUGCAAUAUGUUGAAGAUCAAGCUCGCAAGGCUGGGAUUGUUGUCCCUCUCAUUAGCAACGACGCCUGGGGUGCUGGUCACAAUGCUCCCGGAACUGGCGAAGGUGCCGUUGAUAUCUACGGUCAUGAUAGCUAUCCUCUUGGCUUUGACUGCGCGAAUCCUUCCACCUGGCCAUCGGGUAAUCUACCCACUGACUUCUACACUACGCACAUGAGCCAAAGCCCUGCCACCCCGUACUCGCUUGUCGAGUUCCAAGGUGGAGCUUUCGAUCCUUGGGGAGGCGUCGGGUUCACUAAGUGCGCUGCCCUCCUGAACCAUGAGUUCGAGAGAGUGUUCUACAAGAACAACCUUAGCUUCAGGGUUGCAUUCCUCAAUCUGUACAUGAUAUUCGGCGGUACCAACUGGGGUAACCUGGGUCACCCUGGAGGAUACACAUCCUACGAUUACGGCUCUCCAAUUUCCGAGUCCCGUAACAUUACCCGCGAGAAGUACAGCGAACUCAAGUUGAUCGGAAACUUCGCUAGAGCCUCUCCAUCAUACCUGCUAUCCACACCAGGAAGUCUGACCACCACCGAAUACACCACGUCGUCUGAUCUGGCUGUGACUCCCCUGCUCGGAGGCAAUAGCACGGCUUCGUCUUUCUUCGUCGUCAGACACAAUGACUACUCAAGCCAAGCGUCUGUCGACUAUAAGCUCAAGGUUCCUACCAGCGCUGGCCAACUUACCAUUCCCCAGCUGAGUGGAAGCCUGACUCUCAGUGGUCGUGAUUCCAAGGUUCACGUCGUUGACUAUGAUGUCGCGGGUACCAACGUCCUCUACUCCUCUGCCGAGGUCUUCACCUGGACCAAGUCUGGAAGCUCGAAAUUUCUGGUAUUGUACGGUGGCCCUGGUGAGCACCAUGAGUUGGCUGUCUCCUCCACAUCCAAGGCUUCCGUCAUUGAAGGCUCAUCGUCCGGCAUCACCACCAAGCAAGUGGGCAAGGCUGUUGUGAUCGGCUGGGAUGUAUCUACCACUCGCCGCAUUGUUCAGGUUGGAGACCUGAAGAUUCUUCUCCUGGACCGCAACUCUGCUUACAACUACUGGGUUCCUCAGCUCCAAACUUCUGGCACGGCUCCUGGCUAUAGUUCGGAAAAGGCCAUCGCCUCGUCCCUUAUCGUCAAGGCCGGCUACCUUGUGCGAACUGCCUACGUGCAGGGAAGCGAUCUUCACCUCACUGCCGAUUUCAACGCUACCACACCCAUCGAGGUGAUUGGUGCCCCAUCCAAGGCCAAGAACCUGGUAAUCAACGGCAAGAAAGCACAAGUCAAGGUUGACAAGAACGGAAUCUGGUCGAGCAGUGUCAAAUACACCGCACCAAAGAUCAAGCUCCCUACCCUGAAGAAUCUUAAGUGGAAGGCCAUCGAUACUCUACCCGAGAUCCAAAAUUCUUACGACGACUCUGCCUGGGUAUCCGCCGACAAAGCACAAACUCUCAAUAGCGCCAACACCCUCAAGACCCCAACCUCCCUGUUCGCCUCUGACUACGGCUUCCACACCGGCUACCUCCUCUUCCGCGGCCACUUCGUCGCCACCGGCGACGAGAAGACCCUCUUUCUGCAUACCCAAGGCGGCACCGCAUUCGGUAGCUCCGUCUGGCUGAACGCCACGAAUGUCGGCUCCUGGGCCGGAAUCUCCAUCGACGCAGACUACAACGCCACCUACACGCUGCCAACGCUAACAAAAGGCAAGUCGUACGUGCUCACCGUUGUCAUCGACAACAUGGGCCUGGACGAGGACUGGACCAUCGGCACAGAAGACAUGAAAGACCCCCGAGGCAUCCUGGACUACCAGCUUUCGGGCCGGUCCGCGAGUGACAUUACCUGGAAGCUGACGGGCAACCUUGGUGGCGAGGACUUCCUCGAUACCGCCCGCGGCCCGCUCAAUGAGGGCGGUCUCUACGCUGAGCGCCAGGGCUUCCACCAGCCCCAGCCGCCGACGCAGAGCUGGAAGUCUGAGAGUCCCUUUGACGGGUUGUCGGCGCCUGGCAUCAAGUUCUACAGCGCGAGCUUCGAUCUCGAUAUCGAGAAGGGCUGGGAUGUUCCUCUUUACUUUAACUUUGGGAAUUCGACGGCUGCGGCGGCUUAUCGUGCCCAGCUCUAUGUCAAUGGAUACCAGUACGGUAAGUAUGUGAGUAAUGUUGGUCCGCAGACGAGUUUCCCGGUUCCGGAGGGUAUUCUCAAUUACCGGGGGACUAAUUAUCUGGCUUUGAGUCUUUGGGCGCUGCAGGAGGAUGGUGCUAAGUUGGAGAGUUUCGACUUGGUUGGUACUACUCCUGUGCUGACUGCUUUGAGUGAGGUUGUGCAGGCUCCUCAGCCUAAGUAUGCGAAGCGGAAGGGGGCUUAUUAG
This is a messenger RNA of Penicillium soppii, 3033 nucleotides long. RefSeq names its product glycoside hydrolase family 35 protein. Gene Ontology annotation, biological process: carbohydrate metabolic process. Gene Ontology annotation, molecular function: beta-galactosidase activity. Gene Ontology annotation, cellular component: vacuole. The transcript has 7 exons. The coding region runs from base 1 to 3033 and encodes 1010 amino acids. NCBI's taxonomy places the organism in Eukaryota, Fungi, Ascomycota, Eurotiomycetes, Eurotiales, Aspergillaceae. The record is from RefSeq and is a predicted model, not a curated record.